This is a messenger RNA of Anopheles aquasalis, 746 nucleotides long. RefSeq names its product protein transport protein Sec61 subunit gamma. The record is from RefSeq and is a predicted model, not a curated record. Gene Ontology annotation, cellular component: membrane. Gene Ontology annotation, biological process: protein targeting; intracellular protein transport. NCBI's taxonomy places the organism in Eukaryota, Metazoa, Arthropoda, Insecta, Diptera, Culicidae. Gene Ontology annotation, molecular function: transmembrane protein transporter activity.
GGGCAGCCAAAACCUGGCCAACGUGGAAUCGUCAAACUCCAACGCAAACCAAAAAAAUUGUCCAACUCGCAGUGGAAAGUGCGUGAAACUCAUUUCUCCGUGUAGUUUUGCUUACGUUGGUAACGUUUUGGAAACAAUCCCCCGUCCCCGUGCAAGUAAAAGAUGGAACAAAUCACCAAGUUCUACGAACCCGGCCGCUCGUUCGCCAAGGAUUCCAUCCGACUGAUCAAGCGGUGUACCAAGCCGGACCGUCGUGAGUUCCAGAAGAUCGCUAUCGCCACCGCUAUCGGGUUCUGCAUUAUGGGAUUUAUCGGUUUCUUCGUCAAACUGAUACACAUCCCAAUCAACAACAUCAUCGUCGGAUCGUAAGCCAGCCAGCCCAGCUCCGUGCGUUGACCGAGAGACCAUUCAUCAUCCAGAGGCAGCGUCCCGAUUUCUUCACUUCUUCACCAUGCAUCUGACGACCGAUUCCCCGCUAGCGUGGUCACACUCUUUGCGAGUGAUGGCCAGCUUUCACCGCUAAAUUCCGGAAUGCAACAUCAUCUAUCCCCUAAACAUCCUGGGCGCGACAAAGAGGACGACGGGGGCAACGCUUUGGAGCCUAUCAUCAUUCUUUUACGUUGGCCUUUACUCUAGUGUGUAAUUCCCUGUUUCCGUGUUGUGUGGAGCGCGUGAAUGUAUGUGGUAGCGAUUGCCACGUACUGGUUUUUUGUGAAACCCAAUAAAAUAUUUAUUGUUUCACUGAA